GGAGAGAAGGGUAGGAAGGCACUGAGCCAAGAGAGAGAGAGCAGGGAAAAGUUGAGAGAGCCAGAGGGGCAGGCAAAGGGAAGAAGAAACUGGGGCUCUGCUAUUCAGGAAGAAGAGACAGGACCGUCCGAUCCAGCAGCCAUAAGUCACCGGGGAUACUGCAUCAGCACUCCUCCUGUCCAUCCUCUCUCUCUCUCUGACUGGGGCUGCAGCCUGCCUUUCUCUGCAGAGGAAGCGCUGGCUGGUGGAAUCUACUUGAAUCCACCCUGACUGACUGGCUGUGCGCAGUGAUUCUCCUCUGCUCUGCCGUGCGUUUGUCCUCACUGACUCAGCUGUGCUCUGUAGUCAGCCUGCUGGUCCAGCCUCUCGGGAACACAGCCACAGGAAGAGUCCUUCUGACAGGAGUGUUGUGGGGCUGGCAGGCAGACGCACCACAACCAGGACUGGCUAACAACACAGUGGGACGUGGUACCUCGGUUGGGAUCAGAUCAGACACCCAGGCACAACACACAACCAGACCAGUGGGACUCUGGGUUACAUCCACCUGACCACCAGAGGAGUUUUUGACGGGAUAACUCCAGCCCAACGGACCCCGGGCUGGAUCCCACAGCAGGGGGUGUUUUGGACGGGUUCAGACUGCCAUGGACGUCCAGGGGAGUGGGGCUGAGCAGCCCAGGUCCAGGUGUCUGUUCUCCAGCCUGAUCAUCACUCUGCUGCUCAGUGUGUGGUCUGCUCAGGGUCUGGAGAUGUCCACAGGGAAGGUCCCAUUCAUGGAGGCGCUGAACGGAAGUACUGUGCUGCUACCCUGCACCUAUGCCAGCUGUAUCGGCAUCAAAAACCUUUACUUCAACUGGCAGUACAAUGACAACGGCACUAUGCAGAAGGUUUGUGAGUCAGUGAUUCCGUCAGACGGGAUGGAUCCUCAUCCAGUGAGUAUCUACCGGGAGCGGGUGGAGUUUAUCGGCACCAGUGAUCACAACAACAUCUCCAUCCUGCUUUGGAACAUCACCUUUGAGGACGAGGGCCAGUACACCUGCUUCGGACGCAACCCCAAAGAGAAGGGCAAGAACCACAGCGCUAUCUUUACCCUUGUCGUGGUGGACGAGUUACGAGUGGUGGACAACACUCUCACCAUCAUAAUUGCUUCUGCAGUGGGCGGAGCCAUCGCCCUGCUGAUGACUUUCAUGCUGGUGAAGAACUUCAUCCUCUUCGUUCUCUUCAAAAUCGAGGAAAGGAAAAAGAUCGAGUGCCUAGUACAAUCUUCCUCAGCUGAUGAAACAAACAAUGUCUCAGGAUCCAAAACUUCAAAACCACUGACACCAAAGAAGAAAUGAGAGUACUUGCAUGUAUGUACAUCCAUAUAUAAAUAUACAGUUAUAUCUAUGCAUAUACUGUAUUUUUAUGCAUAAACAUGUGUAUUGACAUGUGACUCCAUGGGCAGGUUUCUUGGGCAGGUUUUUUGGACUGAGAAGCACGUCUGAUGGAGAGUCUUCAUUGAAAGUGUUUGUUAGUCCAAUAAGCUUAGGCUGUGUCCGGGAAACCGCCCCCAUACGUUCAAGUUGAUAUAUCUUUUUUUUUAAAUUAAGACCUGAACCUCGGACUGUUUUUCAUAUGAUAUUAAAAAGAAAAUAUAUGCUUAAAACGGGGAAUAAUGCUAUGUAAUAAUGCUAUGUAAUAAUGCUGUUUAAACUGUGCUGCAUCCCGCUCCUAUUUCACCAACCAACUCCACUGCCCUGGGUUCAACUGAAACUGUCUACAACAUCAAAUGUUGUGUUUGUAGAAAAUAUAUGGGAUAUUAUUCACAGUUUAAUUCAAUCUCCAGUGGCAUUAUGCCACUUCAGAUCCAGCUUCAGUCCUAUUGCAUAAUACCAAUGAUUUGCAUCAAGUUUAGUUUAGUGCUGUUUGGAAAAAAAGAUUAACUCUGCUAUUCCAAAAGUAAUUCAUUAACCCUGUUGUAUCAUACACUGCUCAAAAAAAUAAAGGGAACACUUAAACAACACAAUGUAACUCCAAGUCAAUCACACUUCUGUGAAAUCAAACUAUCCACUUAGGAAGCAACACUGAUUGACAAUAAAUUUCACAUGCUGUUGUGCAAAUGGAAUAGACAAAAGGUGGAAAUUAUAGGCAAUUAGCAAGACACCCCCAAUAAAGGAGUGAUUCUGCAGGUGGUGACUACAGACCACUUCUCAGUUGCUAUGCUUCCUGGCUGAUGUUUUGGUCACUUUUGAAUGCUGGCGGUGCUUUCACUCUAGUGGUAGCAUGAGACGGAGUCUACAACCCACACAAGUGGCUCAGGUAGUGCAGCUCAUCCAGGAUGGCACAUCAAUGCGAGCUGUGGCAAGAAGGUUUGCUGUGUCUGUCAGCGUAGUGUCCAGAGCAUGGAGGCGCUACCAGGAGACAGGCCAGUACAUCAGGAGACGUGGAGGAGGCCGUAGGAGGGCAACAACCCAGCAGCAGGACCGCUACCUCCGCCUUUGUGCAAGGAGGAGCACUGCCAGAGCCCUGCAAAAUGACCUCCAGCAGGCCACAAAUGUGCAUGUGUCAGCAUAUGGUCUCACAAGGGCUCUGAGGAUCUCAUCUCGGUACCUAAUGGCAGUCAGGCUUCCUCUGGCGAGCACAUGGAGGGCUGUGCGGCCCCACAAAGAAAUGCCACCCCACACCAUGACUGACCCACCGCCAAACCGGUCAUGCUGGAGGAUGUUGCAGGCAGCAGAACGUUCUCCACGCCGUCUCCAGACUCUGUCACGUCUGUCACAUGUGCUCAUGUGCUCAGUGUGAACCUGCUUUCAUCUGUAAAGAGCACAGGGCGCCAGUGACGAAUUUGCCAAUCUUGGUGUUCUCUGGCAAAUGCCAAAUGUCCUGCACGGUGUUGGGCUGUAAGCAUAACCCCCACCUGUGGACGUCGGGCCCUCAUACCACCCUCAUGGAGUCUGUUUCUGACCAUUUGAGCAGACACAUGCACAUUUGUGGCCUGCUGGAGGUCAUUUUGCAGGGCUCUGGCAGUGCUCCUCCUUGCACAAAGGCGGAGGUAGUGGUCCUGCUGCUGGGUUGUUGCCCUCCUACGGCCUCCUCCACGUCUCCUGAUGUACUGGCCUGUCUCCUGGUAGCGCCUCCAUGCUCUGGACACUACGCUGACAGACACAGCAAACCUUCUUGCCACAGCUCGCAUUGAUGUGCCAUCCUGGAUGAGCUGCACUACCUGAGCCACUUGUGUGGGUUGUAGACUCCAUCUCAUGCUACCACUAGAGUGAAAGCACCGCCAGCAUUCAAAAGUGACCAAAACAUCAGCCAGGAAGCAUAGGAACUGAGAAGUGGUCUGUGGUCACCACCUGCAGAAUCACUCCUUUAUUGGGGGUGUCUUGCUAAUUGCCUAUAAUUUCCACCUUUUGUCUAUUCCAUUUGCACAACAGCAUGUGAAAUUUAUUGUCAAUCAGUGUUGCUUCCUAAGUGGACAGUUUGAUUUCACAGAAGUGUGAUUGACUUGGAGUUACAUUGUGUUGUUUAAGUGUUCCCUUUGUUUUUUUGAGCAGUGUAUUUAGAAACUAGGGUCUCUAAAGGGUUUUGCUCCGGUGAGGAGUGAGAAAGGAUCCAGUUCAGAACAUAAUACAUUUUCUUUGCUUGAUAUAAAACACUGGUGCCUGUUAGCGCUUCUAUCUUCCUCUGCUGGUAGGAAGACUAAAUACUGCAAAACCAUUUACCAAAUGCAGCAAAACGCAAAGGAAUAAUACUACAAGCUGAUGAAUGAAAUGAUAGACAAUGGUUUAACCAACCCCCUAGAAAAAGGAAUAAACCUCAAAUAAUGCUGCUUUUAAGAAAAAGAACCUUAAUGCGUUUAUGAGCAUGUGAAACCCCAAGGCAGAUGUAGAGACACAAUGCUUGACAAUAGAAAUGUACUCUCUCGUGUUCUUUUCUGGAAUACCAGAUUUAACCACAUGUAAUGGGUUUAGUUCUGCUUUGAAGCUGGUUCCAAAUCCGCUCAUAUCAUGCCAACCCUCACCACAUCCAGUGGUUGGCAAGGCUAUGCACUGUAAACUAUUAGGUAGUGGGUUCACUGGCUUGAACAUGAAUUUGUAUCCGACAGAAACACACCCCACAUUCCUAUUGUAUGUCCACUUACAAAUAUCUGUCUCUUUGUUGUUCUGAACACAUUUACACAGACCAAUGUUUUUACACACUGCAAUAAGUACUCACGUGCUGCAGCGCAGCGGAAUUUAUGAUGGUUCAUUCAUGGCUCAUGAUUCAACACAAAUUCACCAUGUGCGGAAAACAGAUAUCCCUCAUCUACAGUCAUUACGGAUACCUCCACUAACUACACCAUAAAGAGAUGCAUGGGGCAGCAGUUAUGUUGCAGGUAGAGUGAUAGACGGGGACAGAUCUUUACUGGACAGUGUAGAAUAGACACACGACUAAUAUCCCAUAUUCAGACCAUUUAUUGUGCCAAACUGGGAUAACCCUGAGAAACCCACAUCUGAUCAGGAAUGGACUCCUUUCAUGGGGUUCCUAAGUUACUAUGGAAAUCAAUCGCUAUUGAACUGCUAUGGCAUAUAUCCAAUAGUGGCACGUUUAAGACGCUGAAUGUCUUGUUUUCAAAAUACCUCCAGUGUGUGGGAAGACAUGCGUGUUCAGGGGAGAACUUCAUGUCUAUGUCCAUUGUCUAGGACCCUGCUGCAUGUCAUUGUAUAAACAUAAUAUACCUCCCUCAAUCACUGAAGCAGUUUCUGAUAUGGACAAGCCCCAGUAUUGCUGUUCCCAUAGCAUAGCCCUUCAAAUAAAUGCACUGGCUUGUUGCAAUAGCAGGAGGGUCUUUUGGGAACUUUACCUUAGAGAUGUAGAUUUACUUUAGAGAUAUCUUGACAUGUAUGUAAACCCCAGAGAUGUGGAGCGGUGAGUGAAUUAACCUAAAUAGCUGUAUAUUUAACAUGAGGGUAAAGUUGAAUGACCUCAGGUGUCUUAGAUGAGAACAGAUAGACGGCACGGUUAGAUCAGACAGUAGUAAAUGUACCAUCUCUGGUAGGACACAGAUUUGAGCUUGUGGCACUGAAUCCCUGGCUGACUCACACUCCUAAGAGAACAGUGAUACUAUGCAAACACCACUACUGAGCAGAAGACAUGCAUGUACUGUAGGACAGACUGCUCCAGUUCUCCCAAUGGGAUCUGCUUUCACAACGCUGCCCAGACAUUACAGCACAUGACUAUAGCUACUGCAGGAUUCCAAUACACCAUUGAGUUUUUACUGUGAUGUGAGCAAUAAAAAUGACAAGAGCAACAGUAAUCAAAGUAGGUUAUGGGAAAUGGAGUUGUGAUGAGCUGAUCUAUGGAAGAUGAGGAACAGGUUUAUAGUGCACAGGUUUCCAUGGCUCAUCUAUUCAGCAUAAAGGUCUGUGGGAUGUACUGCAGUGUGAGAAAUCCUUGAAAGGAAGAACCUGUGGAGAUAUGCAAUAUAGUAUGUAAUUUAAAGGGGCAACAAGAUUUUAGCCAUAAAUUACAUUUCUUUGUGGUUUUAUAAGGAGACUGCUUAGAAGCGCUUAAAAAUGGCUUAGUACAGCUUAUCACAAUCCGAAAAGGAUUGUUGCCAGGACGUGAAUGCGUUCUGUAUUGCUAAUGUUUUUGCUAUUGUCAACCUCACAAACGAGAAACAAUCGUGAUACAGGAAGUUGUACAAAACUAAUUUGCAGCUUCACGCAGAAUUCUAAUAAGUAGGUUUUAUUCUGAAUUUCUAUUCCGUUGCUACUACAGGCAUGUAAUUGACAUUGGGCGCUAGUUGCGGGUGGAAAUUUUACAUGUAUAACCUCUUAACGUACUUAAAGCAUAACUGUGAAAGUGACUCACAUGUCCUGUUGAAAUGCCCUUACACAGUACUGUAGCAGUACCAACUGUCUUCCCUGUACGCUGACAACUGUACUGAAAAGAACUGGAUGGAUGAAGCAAUAUGAAUGUUCAAUCUUUGUAGUUUGGAAAUUGAGAAACUGUUGUACCACGUUGUAGUAGCAGAGUUGCUGAAAUAGUGACCUCUGUCAUCCAUUAUUGCACUUUUGACAACAGAAUGUUUGUGAAUCUAUAAUGUCGCCAGACAUUACUGACACCUUGGUCCCACAUUGCUAUUCCAACUAACACAAAUGUACAUUCAUUUCCCUUUACUCCCUCUCAAAUGAUGCCCCCCAUGUAAUCUCUCCACCAUGCAUAUCAGCUAUAUUCUUUAUUAUAAAAGCCACCAGAAUCCAAUAAACGUUUAAAUAAAA
Salvelinus fontinalis (brook trout) is the source of this 6239-nucleotide messenger RNA. It is a transcript of the gene scn4bb, whose product is annotated as sodium channel, voltage-gated, type IV, beta b. Gene Ontology annotation, molecular function: transmembrane transporter binding; sodium channel regulator activity. The transcript is spliced from 6 exons. Gene Ontology annotation, cellular component: membrane; voltage-gated sodium channel complex. NCBI's taxonomy places the organism in Eukaryota, Metazoa, Chordata, Actinopteri, Salmoniformes, Salmonidae. The record is from RefSeq and is a predicted model, not a curated record. The coding region runs from base 642 to 1334 and encodes 230 amino acids. Gene Ontology annotation, biological process: cardiac muscle cell action potential involved in contraction; regulation of sodium ion transmembrane transporter activity; regulation of ventricular cardiac muscle cell membrane repolarization.